AUGGCUCAACGACAGUCAAAGGUUUCUAAGUUUUCUAGUAACAUUUCCUUUAAUAAUCAAUCUGCACCUGACACCCACAAUUUUCGUACUGGACCUUCUGAACCCACAGAACAUCAACCGAACCCUCUUCAGAUUGCCUUUUUGGAAUAUCAAAUUGCUGAGUUGAAAUUGCAACAUUCUUUCGUUAUUCGGGAAAAUAAUAAUCUUCGAUCUCA
Molecule: messenger RNA, 215 nt
Organism: Dentiscutata erythropus
Lineage: Eukaryota; Fungi; Glomeromycota; Glomeromycetes; Diversisporales; Gigasporaceae
Source: the annotation of a GenBank genome assembly